This is a messenger RNA of Dentiscutata erythropus, 1263 nucleotides long. The record is from the annotation of a GenBank genome assembly. NCBI's taxonomy places the organism in Eukaryota, Fungi, Glomeromycota, Glomeromycetes, Diversisporales, Gigasporaceae.
AUGCCUAUGAAAUAUAUAGAUAUAUAUGAAGACUGUUGGAAUCCGGAUCCUUCAAUCAGACCUAAAAUUUCUGCCAUAUUAAAUGAUCUUGAACUUCUUGAAAAAGAACCAGGACAAACCUGCACGGAAGAAGAUAUUCCGUCCAGCACAGAAAAUGCUCCGUUAACAGAAUCACCAUUAAAAUAUUCUACUACUCCGACAAAUAAUACUGCACAAAUGCAACUAUCUCUGAUUUCGAAAGAUAUGUUUUUAUCACUUUUUGAAAAAGUUCAUAAUCUAAACAGAACAUGGGUACCAGUUAACAUGCAACUUAAUAGAAAAAUGUGUAGAAAAUUAGGUCAAUGCAUUAUUGACGCUGAACAUAUUACUUGUUCGCUAGAAAAUUAUUUUGAUAGUAACGUUGAUGAUCCAUUUACAACAGAAAAUUAUUUAUCUUUCAAAACUUUUCUACGAAAUUUACAGAGCAUUAAAAAUUUUAUUGAAAAUAUAUCCCAAAUUGGGGCGUUAAAACCUUUUGUUCGUGUGAUUGAUUCAAAGAUUUCAUUGAACCAACUAAAAAAUGAAUAUAUUAAAUUACUAAAAGCGUUUAGUGAAUCUAUGUCGUCUCUCAAAUUUGAGUGUCAAAUCGAUAAACAAGUUUUAGAUAUGACCAAAAAAAUUGAUGACGAUAUUAAAGAAACAAUUAAGUUUAUCGAAGCAUUUCAAUACAAUUUUGAUGAAGUCAAUUCCAUGUUUAAAUAUAUUGAUCAGAUAACUACCAAUAUUAUGAACGCCUCCAUCGAUGAUGAUUUAUUUUAUAACAAAUCAGUGAAGUUUAUAAGGGAAUUUAAAGAUGGAGGCAUUCAAAAAACAGAUGACGGUAGCAUCACAAUCAUGAGACGGGUUGAGUUUCAUCAAGAUGAAAAGAAUAAUAUAUCUGUUCAAGUUGCACUUUUAAAAGCUUUAAAAGAUUUAGUGAACAUAGCCAAAUUUUAUGGAAUCAUACAAGACCCAUCAUCUCCUAACUCAAGAUAUGUGAUCACAGAAUGGUCAGAUCAUGGCAGUUUAAGGGAUUAUUACGUGAAGCAUAAACCUCUGGAUCUUUUGACUAAGUUAAUAUUUGCAUUUGACAUAUGCAAUGGGUUGGUGUUUCUAAAUGCAGUAAAUUUUUUACAUCGAGAUAUUAGGCCUGAUAAUAUCUUGAUUUCUGGUGCAAGUAAUCCUAAGGCCAAAAUUACAAACUUUUUUCUUGGCCGAUUAAUGACAGAUGAAACGAAAAAUUGA